Molecule: messenger RNA, 4682 nt
Organism: Dromaius novaehollandiae (emu)
Lineage: Eukaryota; Metazoa; Chordata; Aves; Casuariiformes; Dromaiidae
Gene: FAM117A
Product: family with sequence similarity 117 member A
Exons: 12
Coding region: 2221-3291 (356 amino acids)
Source: RefSeq, a predicted model, not a curated record
UGAGGAGGCGGCGGCCAUCUUGGGUCCGGGUGUGAAGCCAUCUGGCUUCCCCGCGACGCCCGGAGACUGGCGCGGCUGUUUUCCCUAGGGAGCCAUGUUGGAUGCGGGCAAGCCGAGCCCUCCCGCUGUGGCCAUCUUGAGGCGUGGCAGAGACGCGCCGUCGGGUUCGUGGGUGGAGGAAGGCGGUGUAUCAGAGUCUCCUGUUUAAUGCUGAAAGGCAAACUUACGGAAGAACUUGAAGUGGAAUACCUCUGCUUUGCCCUGGUAGGGAGGAAUGGGAAGCAGUAGUGUGCAAAACACGAAUGGAUGUGAAACUUGAGGGGCCGCACGCUUACGGGAGCCUUCUGCCUUGGGUUUGCCGCUAGAUGUCAGUGCAUGAAACGACUUCUUCACCGUGAGCAAGCCAAUGAAGUCGGGAGUCAGCCUGGAAGCAAAGCGGAUUCCUCAGGGCGCAGAAUUAAUAAAACUCCAGCUACAAGGCUCUCCACUGGAGGGUGAAUUCCCAUAAUCAGGUAUCGUCAGUCCAGCCCUGUGGACUAGAGUUAAAGAAAGGCUAGCCUAAUGAUUGAGCACUCCAAAUAUCCAGGGCAUCACUAUAUAGAUGUGAGGAUCCAGGACUGUUGUUUUUCCUACUUUCACAUCUUCUGAGGGGCUCCGGCAUGCAGACAUCUGAGUACAGCCAGCAUCUUCUGGCAUCAGGAGCAAGGUCAAGCCAGCUUGGCCUACAUCAGUGGGGUUUUUUCUUUUUUAAUUUUAGCAGAAAAAGAAUCCAGUCUGAGUUUUCCUGAAAGCAGAAGUUUUUCACUUAGUUACAGCUGAAUAUAGCCACACUUCCUGCUUCUCUCUCUCCCCUUGGGUCUCAUGGUAUGGUCUGAUUUAUUAAACAGCUGCAAUAAGUGUUGUGCCCCAGCAGGACCAAAGCAUCUUGAUAGGCCAGAUAUUUUUAUGCCAUCCUUGUCCUGAUCCUGCCAAAAUUGGUUAUUUUUUGGAUUCUCUUGUCUGCUUUUAGACUUGUGAUCUGCUCCUUUAAUACAUUCCUUCCAGUCUAGGCAGUGCUCUCCAACUGCCUGGCACUGAUGUUAAUGUCUUGCUUCCUAAUCAGUCAAGUUCAUUGCAUGCUUCCUUAAAGGAAAACUCUGCUCAUGUUGUUCAGCCCAAUGACACAACCUUUCACAGGUGUAAGAAGCAUUUGUUGCCAAGGAUGACACUGAUGUGGGAAGUGAAGGUGACACUCUAAUCCUUUUUGGCAUUUCUGAGCCUAUCCUGUGGGCAGUUUUUUUCCGUAAAACUGACUGUGGUAAUAUGGGCAAUGAGCAGCAGAGACUUUGCAGCUCAGUUUCUGGCUGCCAUGAAGAAUAGCUUGAUUGUAGUAAGAACUUUGGGAAUAUUAAGAACAGGUUAUAUUUGGGUAUAGCGGGGACAGAAUUUGGCUUUGAUUUGAUUAAACAGUGGUCCCAAAUCGGUGUUCUGUGCCUCAGGCAGUCACUUAGAGUAGUGGAGGUAGAGGGAUGCACAUUUAGGAUGUGCCUAAUGUUUAGGGCCAAAAUGAAAAGAAGAGGCAGGCAGCAAGCAAUUGGAGAAACCAAGAGUCACCUUGAACUAAAGAAUGGCAUAUGCUUGUAUGCUCAGCCAAAUGUUAAGAAACCAAGAAGCCUUGAGACAAGGAGCAGACAGGAUUGCGAUAAGACAAGAGGGAAGCUGGAUUUAGGUGGAAGUAAGAACCAGAACCAGACAAAAAAAAUUUGGAGAAUAACUACCCGCAGGUCGGUAUAUUGAGCAACACAGUUGCUGGGAUGGUCUGACUUACUCCAAUAUCAAACAUACCAUCAAUUUGGCUUCCUCUCUGUUUAGUCAGUUUUAUCUCUUCCUUAGUUUCCUAGGAGACUGACUACUACCAGAUUACCUCUCUGCUUGGUUUCUGGCCUUAAAGACUGUAGGAGCCAAAAAAAUACCAGACUGAAUGCAAAUUGCCAGUACAAAAUGGUUGGAGAAGGGUCAUCUAUCUCGAAGAAAUCUAUUAUGAGAUAGAUCAGCAACUCUUAUACCAGUUUGUAUUGGGGAAGAUGCUUGUCAGCUAGCGUCCCAUGUGCUGCUGCUACUGAAAAGACCUGCCGGCCCAGGCAGCCCCGUGUGCGGCGCACCUCUUCGUUAGACACCAUCGUGGGCUCGUACCUCUUGGGACAAUGGCCACGGGACGCUGACGGGGCUUCCACUUCGUGCAUGAAUGACAAAGCUACCCAGCCGUGUUUCUCGUCACUUCAGACUCCAGUGUCCUGGUAUGAAGCAGAAGUGGGGAAAGCCAGCUCCAGUACUCACAAGCGUUCUGCUUCUUGGGGUAGCACAGAUCACCGCAGAGAGAUUGCCAAACUGAAGCAACAGCUCCAGCGAACAAAGCUAAAUGGCAGAAGUGGCAAAGAAAAGGAGAAGAGCUCCCCACUCCAGGGGGACCAUGCUGUCCUUGGAUCGCUCAGGGACUCUCCUUCGGGAUUCCUUUCUCCAUCUCCCAUUUUGAGGCUCAGCCCCUGCUUGCACAGGAGCCUUGAGGGGCUAAACCAAGAACUGGAGGAAGUGUUUGUGAAAGAACAGGGAGACGAAGAGCUUUUGAGGAUCCUGGAUGUCCCAGAUGGCCACAGGGCGCCGGCACCAGCCCAGAGAGGCUCCGGAGACGCAUCCCUGACCCUGGAGCCCAGCAGUAGCAGCUGCAGCAGUCUCUCUCUUUCUCCGUCCCCUUCUGUGCCCCUCCGCCUUUCUCCGCACACCCCAGUGAGACUGGCGGCAGAAGAGCUCUCCUCUGCUGUGGAUGAGGUGCAGCCAGAUCCAAAGGAGAAAGAGGGUGGCAGCCCUUCUCCAGUCCUGGCCUUUGCUUCUUCUCCUCGGCCCAACCACAGCUACAUGUUUAAACGGGAACCUCCUGAGGGAUGUGAGAAAGUCCGGGCCUUUGAAGAAGCUUUAUCCCCCAGCCCCGAUCAGACUUUUCAGCCUUCCUGCCCAGAUAAGAACAAAGUGCACUUCAACCCCACCGGUUCUGCCUUCUGCCCGGUCAGCCUGGUGAAGCCUCUCUUCCCAAACGUGGGCUUCCUCUUCAGGGGAUUUCCUGCUUCUUCCAGCCCUGGCACGGGCUCGUUUACGUCCUGUCAGUCCUCGGCCCCCACCCCGUUCCUUGGGGUGCGGAAGGACCCCGCGGUAGAUGGCUUUAGUGAGGUGUCUAAAUCGCCUUCGCUGAACUACGAACACUGGAAGCGUGGCCAGCCGGAGGAGAGCGUCGUCUUCCACAGCUCCCUUGUGGUGUGAAGCCUUGGGGAGGCUGGCCGGCCUCAGCAUCGCGGGCUCCUCAGCGCAGCUUAGCCAGCCUGCGGAGACGAGUGCCUUGAGGUUGGGACGUGACAGCUAAGAGGCAGCCCCGGGGUGGAGAAGCGCAGCAGGCUUCCUCUGAGGGUGACAAACUGAAGUGCAGUGUGCCACAGGACUCCUCGCUGCUGGAGAGGCUUGUUUCUCCGAGCCUCCCCCGUUCAAAGCACUUUCCUGUGUUGAAAUGUCUUUGUUUCCUGUGUGAUUGUUUUGCUGGUGAAGAGCAGCGGGGCCCUGCUGCUGCGAGCAGAGGCAAACUCAGGCGCCCUGGCUCGGAAGGAGGUUGAGCUAAGGGAAUUCAGGUGGAGCUUCCCAGCGCUUCCCCCUGUGGCUGCCGGGCCUUGCUGAAUCCUGGGGAGUGGGAAGUGGGGAGAAGGGGCUUGUAGCAGAGCUGCUCUUGGAGAAGGCAGAGCCUGGGCAAGAUGCCUCUAGAAAACACGUAUUGGAGCAGAACUUGAUGUGUAUCUGCACUAUUAAGACAGAUCACUCAGACUGCGGAGCACUGGGAUGGUGGGGGGGGGCUGGGGAUCCCUGAUGGUGCCUCCUGGGGACAACUGACACCUCGAAGGGAGCCUGGAGCUCUGAGGAGCCUUGAGAAACCCCUGCCAGGUGUGGGAAAAUGCAGAUGACUAAACACAGGCCUGUGCAUCUCCAAGCAGCACACAGGGGCCCUGGGGGCUGGAAAGCUGCUCAUGUGCCUGGGGUGAGGGUGGCAUUUGCUGCUCUGCAGUGGCUUCCCUGCGGGUGGGCGAGGGUCUUCCCAGUGCCUCGGCCUCCCUGUGGGAAAAGGGGGUGGAAAUUAAGUGGGCAAUAACAAAGGUCCUGCUUGAGGGAGGCUGCUGCUAUAGAGAAACUACGUGCUGCUUUCCAGCCAUGGGCCUGGGCAGCAGGGCUGGGGGUGGGGGGGCAGGGUGCUGCUCUGCUGCACCUAGAGCAGUGAUGGCUGGGACCGUGCCUGGGCAGGAGUCCCUGAAACAUGCCAAAUCCAGCAGCACUGUCCCAAAACGAUGCCUUGGACAGCAAAGCGAUAACAUGGGAACAUUGAUUGCAAUGCCUCUUGACAACAAAAGUAUUUGAGUUGUGUUCUGUUGCAAAGGCUCGGGGUUGUACUGGAGGAGCCUGUUUUCUUGUAUCUGAUGUAGAAACUCUAUUUUCUUCCAAAGACACUAUUUUUGCAGCUGUUUGAAGUUUGUAUUUUAUGUAUGUAUUGCAGAGCUUAAAGGAGGAAUGUUAGCUUUGGAGUUCUUGUCUUGUGUUUAGAGGAGGGUGUUUUUUUGCAGAUCCUGAUAUUGCCAGUUAAAAGGAAAAAAGAAUAAAUAUUUCAGGCAUCCGGA